AUGCACCUGUCGUCGAGUUACCCUCCUCCUCAGCCCAUCACGUCGCCGUUCAACCAGCCCUCGCCUCUGACCGCACCGCGACCCCAACCCCCGCCGAGCGCCAUCCCCUCGGAGCGCCUCGCCAACACGGCCGACGCCUGGGCCAGAGGCUCGACGGCCUCGCCCGCCCCGCCGCCCAGCAUGACGUCGCUCAACGCCGCCUACGCACCCGCACCGCAACCGCCCAUGCCCCCUCACCCUCCUCCCGGCGGCUACUACGCGAGCCAGCCGUACGGCCCCGGCCCACCGCCGCCGCAGGGCGGCGACUACCUCGCCCCGCGACCGGCGAGCUACUCGGUCGGCCAGUCGGUCCCGCAGAACAUGUACGGCGGCGUCGACCCGAUGCAGGGCCGACCGGCGUCGUACGCUGCGCCCAUGUCGGGCCCGUACGGCGCCAUGCCGCCGCCGCCCCAGCCGCCCGUCCAGCCCGGCGGCUACUUUCCGCCGCCGCAGCAGCAGCCGCAGGCGGGCUACCUCACGCCGGCGCCGCCGUCGAUGAUGAUGGGCGGUCCUCCGCCAUCGGCGCCGGGCCAGAUGCAGGGCGGGAGCGGGUUCGUGCAGCGGCCGCCGAGGGCGGCGAGCAUGCAGCCGAGCGACUUUGCGGCGCUCAGCGGCGGGUUCGACGCCAUGAGCCUCGGCGGCGGCGGUGGGGCAGCAGGAGGAGGGGCAGCGCCGGGAGGGUACCUGCCGGGCCAGCCCGGCCGGCCGAACUACUACGCCAACCCGGAGGACGGGCCGCCGCACAAACUCGCCGUCACGCACCCUGAUCAACCUAUGCUCGCGUCCAUGCGCGACACGGCGCUCGCCAACGGCGGCGACCCGCAGCGCAAGGUGGCCUGGGCCAAGCAGGUCCUCAAGUUCAUCGAGCGGCAUCAGGCCUCGGCCGGCGAGUCGUCCCGCAUCAGCGACCCGACGCUCGUUCGCUGGACCGACGAGGCGCUCAACCACAUCCUCGCGUCGGCUUCGUCCGCCAACCCUGUUCCGCUCGCCCUGUACCUGCGCGGCGACUUGUCGGCGUCGGGCUCGUUCCCGUCGUACCGGUCCAAGGACCUCAAGUCGUCGUUCCGCGAUUUCGAGGCGGCCGCCAACGCCGGCUACGUCAAGGCGUGGUUCCGCAUCGGGCGCGCGUACGAGGACUUUGGCGACAUUCGGCGGGCCGUGGGCGCCUACGAGAAGGGCGUCGAGAAGGGCGACUGCGGCAGCACGUACCGCCUCGCCAUGGCCUACCUCCUCGGCCAGAUCGGCGUCCAGGGCGACAUCCCCAAGGCGUUGGGCUUGCUCAGGAGGGCGGCCGACUCGGCAGACCUCGACACGCCGCAACCGCCAUACAUCCUCGGCAUGCUCCUGAGCGGCGAGUUCGACUCGCCGAGCGUCCAGCUCGACAAGAGCCAGAUCCCGCUCGACAUGGACGAGGCGAGGUGGCGCAUCGAGCGCUCGGCGUACCUGAGCUUCGGACCGGCGCAGUACAAGAUGGGCUACUCGUACGAGUACGCGUCGCUCGGGUGCCUGUUCGACCCGCUCCUGUCCGUCCAGUACUACGCUCUCGCAUCGCAAAAUUCCGAGGUCGAGGCCGACAUGGCGCUCUCGAAAUGGUACCUGUGCGGCUCCGAGGGGCACUUCGAGGCCAACGAGAAGCUCGCCGUCACGUUCGCCGAGAAGGCGGCCGCCAAACAGCACCCGUCGGCCGAGUUCGCGCUCGGGUACUACCACGAGGUCGGCAUCGCCGGCCCUAUCGACCUCGACAAGGCGAGGAGGUGGUACAGCAGGGCGGCCGGUCACGGCAACGAGGACGCCAAGCAGCGGCUCGAGGCCCUCCAGCAGUCGAACCCGGCGGCGCUCAACCGCACCGACCACGACGCCCACCUCGAGAACAAGCUCGUGCGCAAGCGCACCCAGGCCAAGGUCCGCUCGGACGCGCAGCGCGACCGCCUCGCCGCCAACCAGCUCGCCGCCAACCUGUCGGGCGCCAAGCUGUCGUCGUCGCAGGGUCCGAGCGGGCCUCGUCCGCCGCAGAUCAACGUGCCCGCCGCGCAGGCGCAGUACCAGCAGCCGUACCGCCAGAGCACGGCCGGGUCCGUCGCCUCGUCGUCGUCGAGCUCGUACCGGCGCAACACGAUCAAGCAGGUCGAGGCCGCCGUCCAGAUGGCUCCUCCACCGCCGAGCACGCCCAACCCGAUGCGCCCACCGCCACAGCAGCAGCACCUGCAGCCGCAGCCGCAUCAGCGGUACUCGUCGCCCGGACCUCCUCGGCCGCAGAGCUACCAGCUCUCGGACGCGCCGCCGUCCUCGCUCCCGACGACGCAGCGCCCGCCGCAGCAGAUGUCGAGGCCGCAGACGAUCCAGGUCUCGCAGCAGCUCGCCGACCAGCACAAGCCCGCCACGUUCGCCGAGAUGGGCAUCAAGACCAGUAAGGCCAAGAAGGACGAUUGUUGCAUAUCGUGACGAUGUCCUCGGCGCUGC
This is a messenger RNA of Rhodotorula graminis WP1, 2499 nucleotides long. RefSeq lists its product as uncharacterized. Gene Ontology annotation, molecular function: protein binding. Bases 1 to 2481 code for a protein of 826 amino acids. The transcript has 10 exons. The record is from RefSeq and is a predicted model, not a curated record. Lineage: Eukaryota; Fungi; Basidiomycota; Microbotryomycetes; Sporidiobolales; Sporidiobolaceae.